Messenger RNA from Coffea eugenioides, 1092 nucleotides. RefSeq names its product protein SHI RELATED SEQUENCE 1-like. The transcript is spliced from 2 exons. The coding region runs from base 1 to 1092 and encodes 363 amino acids. Gene Ontology annotation, molecular function: DNA binding; DNA-binding transcription factor activity. Gene Ontology annotation, biological process: positive regulation of DNA-templated transcription. Gene Ontology annotation, cellular component: nucleus. The record is from RefSeq and is a predicted model, not a curated record. Lineage: Eukaryota; Viridiplantae; Streptophyta; Magnoliopsida; Gentianales; Rubiaceae.
AUGUCUGGGUUUUUUUCACUAGGUGGUGGGAAAGAGCAAGAGCAACAAGAGCAGCAAGAUACUACCAAUAAUAGCAGCUUCUAUCUGUUCAAGAACGAAGAGAUCUAUAACAAGGGUUUUGAGCUAUGGCAGCAAUACUACCAGUUGCAUCAACAAAGAAUACAUCAUCAUCAUCAUCAUCAAGUAGUUGGGCAGGAUGUGGAUUUCUCAGUGGGUCCCAGUAGGAGGAUCAUCAGUAGCGGUAGUGGUGGUAGUGGUAGUAUUGGUGAUGAUUCUUCCUAUAGAUCAGCAGGAUUUAGGGUGAUGAGGCACGGAGGAGGAGGAGGAACUGGUAGUGGCAGUAGUAGUGGUGGUGGUGGUGGUGCUACUAUGAAUUGCCAAGACUGUGGGAAUCAAGCUAAGAAAGACUGUCCACAUAUGAGGUGCAGAACUUGUUGUAAGAGCCGAGGGUUUCAGUGCCAAACUCACGUUAAGAGUACUUGGGUUCCUGCUGCCAAAAGGCGUGAAAGACAACAAGUCUCUGCUCUGCAAACUCAACAACAGCAGCAACAACAAAAUCAACAACAAUUGAGCCUGAUCAGAGGUGAUAACCCCAAAAGACUCAGAGAAAAUCCAGGCGGAGGAGGAGGGGGCUCUUCCUCUCUUGCUUGCACUCGUUUGCCUACUUCCACUUCAGGGUUAGACGUGGGUAACUUUCCGGCUGAAGUGAAUUAUCCCGCUUCAUUUAGGUGCGUAAGAGUGAGUGCAAUGGAUGAUGCAGAAGAACAGUACGCGUAUCAGACAGCUGUUAACAUAGGAGGUCACGUUUUCAAGGGAAUUCUCUACGAUCAAGGCCUUGAAAGCCGCUACGCUACUAGUGGAAGAGCUGGUGCUGGCGAAGCUUCCUCAGGCGGCGGUGGAGGUCAUGGUCAUCAUCAUGAUCAUGAUCCGCAACCACCACUCAAUCUUAUCGGGACAGCCGCCGCGGCCACCGCCAACGCUGCAGUCACCUCUACCAACCCUGCUCUCACUAUGCUUGACCCUUCCAUUUAUCCAACUCCACUAAGUGCUUUCAUGGCCGGUACGCAAUUCUUUCCACCACCAAGGUCUUAA